UCUUCUCCGGAGUAGUUCGCUAGCUUCCGUGCCAGCUGUCGGCAAUUUUCGUUGAUUUCCGUGUAGUUCCGGACGAAAAUUGUCCAACAUGGCGGACCAUCGGGAUUCACAAGUCGAGUUGACCUCAGCGCAGACGGAAAAACUGCUCCAAUUUCAGGACCUGACAGGGAUCAACGACCUAGAGAAGUGCAGACAGGUGCUGGACAGACAUGGAUGGAACAUGGAGGCGGCGGUACAUGAUACGUUUAAUGAGAACGAAGGCCAGCCGCCGGUGUUCGAGCAGCCUGUAGCCAGACCAGCACCCCCCAGGAUGCCUAUGAUGAACAUGAGCCCAACAUAUCAAAGGGUGUACACAGUUGCACGGCGAAGGCCUCAGGGCUGGCUGGCGUGGGGCUACUUCCUGUUGAUGUUACCCUUCCGUUUCACGUACACAACCAUACGGGACAUCUUUAUGUGGGCAUAUAGACUAUUUAUUCCUGAUCCAAGAAGAAUGUUGUACUCAGUUGUUAGAGACCCGCUCGGCGAUGUGGAGUCCUUCAUUGCCAAGUUCCAGAGCCUGUAUGGGGAGAACCACCCUGUCUUCUACCGGGGAUCCUACAGCCAGGCCCUGAAUGAUGCUAAGAAGGAGAUCCGUUUCCUGGUGGUGUUCCUACAUGGGGAGAAUGACGACCAAUCAGCUGAAUUCUCCAGAACUUCUCUGUGUGCCCCAGAAGUGAUAGACUUCCUCGGUGCUAGGUCCCUCUUCUGGGCAUGCUCUGUAGAGUUUCCUGAGGGGUACAGAGUGUCCCAAGCCCUUCGACCCAGAAGCUUUCCCUUUGUCAGCCUCAUCUGCCUCAGAGAACACAAGAUGACUGUGGUUGCCAGACUAGAGGGUGUGGUGCCUGCAGAUGAACUGAUAGCCAGGCUAAUGCACGUCAUGGAGGAAAACGAGCCGGCACUGGCCCAGGUUAGGGCUGACAGGGAAGAGAGAAACUUCACCCAGACUCUAAGAGCACAGCAAGACAUGGCUUAUCUGGAGUCCUUACGGGCAGAUCAGGAAAAGGAGAGAAAGAAACAAGAAGAGAGAGAAAGAAAGGAAAGGGAGGAACAGGAGGAAAGAGACAAGGAAGAGGCAGUGCAGAGAAGGAAAGAGGAGUUGGCGCGACUGCGGAUAGAGAAGGCCUCCACCAUUCCAGACGAGCCGGAAGACGACGACCCAGAAGCCACCAAGAUCAUCCUCAAGCUGCCUAACGGGACCCGACUGGAGCGGCGAUUCCUCAUGUCUCACUCUCUAGAGGAUGUAUAUCACUUUGCAUUCUGUCACAAAGACGCCCCAGACGAGUUUCAGAUCGUUGCAAACUUCCCGCGGAGAGUGUUGCCUUGCCAGGGCACCGAGGAGGCCCCACAAGUCAUAACGAUAAAAGAAGCAGGGCUAGGCAAAUCAGAGGUUUUAUUUGUACAAGAUAUAGGCGACUAGGGUGAGUAUAUCGUGUAGAAAGCACACAGAGAGAUCCGAUGAAUGGAAAAAAAAUAUUCAGUUGUACACUAUUUGUUUCAAUCACUCAAGUAUAGGUACAUAUAUUUAAGAUGUUUCUUACAUUUCCUAUGUUGGAAAAAAUUGAGAAGAAAAAUCUAAGAGCUUUGCACUUCUUUUUAUUUUUUAAACCUUACCCAUAUUCCAAAAAAAAGUUCAUUCAGACUGAAAAUGAAAACAGAACAAAAGAGAAUCACUUAAAACAUACUGUGUAUGAACAUGCUUUUCUAUAUAGCACAUGGAGAAUGAAACAAAAAAAGGAAGCAAAUACCUUGCUUUCAUUCACGUUGUAUCUUCCAAACUUUCCCUGACCUGGACAUGCGAUCAUAAGCCUUUAGGGCCAGCCAGGGUUGUAGCCAGCCUGAAACAUUUUCUGUCCCCUCGAUUUUGAAUCCUAUCGAGCGCCUAAAGCGCUAAAAUUUUGAAAUCUAGGCCCGCUAAAACUAUUUCCAGCAUUUUUAGGUGUAAGUAUGGCUGGUUG
This is a messenger RNA of Branchiostoma floridae (Florida lancelet), 1994 nucleotides long. Its product is annotated as FAS-associated factor 2-like. The transcript is spliced from 14 exons. Bases 89 to 1456 code for a protein of 455 amino acids. Gene Ontology annotation, molecular function: ubiquitin binding. Lineage: Eukaryota; Metazoa; Chordata; Leptocardii; Amphioxiformes; Branchiostomatidae. Gene Ontology annotation, cellular component: endoplasmic reticulum. The record is from RefSeq and is a predicted model, not a curated record.